This is a messenger RNA of Chelonus insularis, 8649 nucleotides long. RefSeq names its product kinesin-related protein 4-like. The record is from RefSeq and is a predicted model, not a curated record. Gene Ontology annotation, biological process: mitotic cell cycle; microtubule-based movement. The transcript has 7 exons. Bases 186 to 8495 code for a protein of 2769 amino acids. Gene Ontology annotation, cellular component: microtubule. NCBI's taxonomy places the organism in Eukaryota, Metazoa, Arthropoda, Insecta, Hymenoptera, Braconidae. Gene Ontology annotation, molecular function: ATP binding; microtubule motor activity; microtubule binding.
UUGGGCGGUUAGGCCGGCUUGGUUAAUUGUGGACAAAUAAAAGUGAUGUGAAUUUGAGAUGUUUUUAUAAAGAUUCUUGUUAAAUUUAUAUUUAUAAUUUUUUUUACAUAUUUAAUUUAUAUAUAUCAAUUUAACAUAAAGUUAAAAUAUACAUAUUGAAGCUGAUAUCACAAGAAUAAUUCAUCAUGUCGGACAACAUCAAAGUUGCUAUUAAAGUUCGUCCUUUGAUUAAAAGAGAAGAAGAUGAACGGCUUCCAAUUCAAUGGACAGUGGAGGGUAACUCUAUUUCCCAAAUAGACCCCGAAACACAGAAACGCAGUGAAACACAAUUUCAUUUUGAUUACAUAUUUGGCAUGCAUAACACGAAUGAAGAAGUAUUUAAUGCAACUGCAAAACCUAUUGUUGAAGCUGCAAUGAAUGGAAUCAAUGGGACUAUCUUUACUUAUGGUCAAACCGGAUCUGGCAAAACUUAUACAAUGUUAGGAUCUAAUGAUGAAAAAGGAGUUAUCAGAUUGACUGUUGACUAUAUUUUUAAUUUUAUUCGAACCGAUUUGACAAGAAAUUACUUAUUACGAGUUUCGUACAUAGAAAUAUAUAAUGAAAAAAUUAAUGAUUUACUUGACAGAAAUAGAACUGACUUAAAAGUUAAAGAAGAUUUUCAGGGACAUAUCACUGUAGAUUGUAAGGAAGAAGUAGCAAAUUCUCCUGAGAGUAUUUAUCUUGCUAUGAAAAGAGGUGAAAAAGUUAAAAGAAUAGGAGAAACGAAUAUGAAUGAACGCAGCAGUAGAAGUCACACAAUAUUCCGUAUUAUUAUUGAAAGUUGUGACAAAAAUGAUGCAGACAAAGCACAAAUGGAAGCUCAACUUAAUCUAAUAGAUCUUGCUGGUUCUGAGAGAGCUCGAUUAACAGGAGCUACAGGAGAACGUUUUAAUGAAGGACGACAUAUAAACUUAUCUCUAUCAACGCUAUCUUUAGUUAUUAAACAACUUAGUGAGACUAGUAGUUGUUCUAAAUUUAUAAAUUAUCGUGACAGUAAACUUACUAGAAUUUUACAACCAUCACUUGGUGGAAAUGCUUUGACUACUAUUAUUUGUACAGUAACACCUGCCGCUCUUGAUGAAACACAAUGUACUCUAGACUUUGCUGUGAGAGCCAAAGGAGUAAAGAAUAAGCCUCAAGUUAACGAAGUAAUUUCAGACAAGGCAUUAUUGAAAAAAGUAAUGCGUCAAGUUCUUAAACUUCAAAAUGAAUUGAACUCCAAAAAUUCACAAAUUGAAGGAGCAAAAAAAAGAGAAGAUCAGUAUAGGGAAGAAAUUCUAAGAAUGCGUAUUAAUAAUUUAUGGUCAUCUAUGGCUUCAGCUCCAUGUUUAAAAGAAACUCGUCGAAGACGUACAUGGGCUGGUGGACAAUCUGAUAAAAUUUCUUUAAAUAAAUCACACAAUUUUAUUCUUCCAACUAUAGAUGAACAUGUAGAGAAAUUAAAUUUAAACACAAAACAUGAACAAUCUCUUAUGGAUUUAGAACUAAAUGAUGUUUUUAAAACAGAAUUACCAGAUUUCGAGUUGCAGUUAAUAAAAGAUCAACAGGAAAAAAAUCGUUUAUCUUCACUUAGUGAUGACGGAUUUUUGCCUCCAUCAUUAACAGUUCGAGAAAAUCGUAAUGAAUUACUAUCUCCCGUUGAUGAUUCAUUUGAUCUCGAGGUAACUCCAGAAAAAAAUUUACAAAUACCUCAAGAGAAGUGUCGGUGUGCAAGAUCUCCUGGUACUCCAAAGGUUAUAUUACGUGAAAAAUUAGAAAACUUACAGUCUGAAUAUAAUGCUCUUCGUGAAUUCACUCUUUUAGAAAAACAAACAUAUCAGAAUAAUUUAUCAACUACUAAUUCAUCCCAAAAUCUAGAUGAUAUAGAAUACAUAAAAAAAUCUUUGGAGGAUAGUGAAUUAAUGUGCUUAGAUGCCUGUAAAAAAUAUGCUCAACUUCAAAGUGAGCACACAAUUCUUCAGUCCAAGUAUGAAGAAAUACAAAAUGAACGUGCAAAAUUAUUAGAAGAAAAUCAAUCUUUGAUUGUUAUUCGUGAUAAAUUCGAGUCAUUAGAAUCUGAAAAAAAUGAUUAUAAAAAUAAAAUGAACGAAGCGUUGAAAAAAUUAAAAAAUCUUCAAGAUGAAGCAGCUUCUCAUGAAUACGAAGUGGAAUGUCUAAAAGAAAAACACAAGAAUCGAGAAAAAGAAUUAGAAAUGUCAUUAAAUCUUGCAUGGAAUGAUUUUAUCGAUCCUGAAGAAAAGAAAAAAUUAACUGAUGUAGUUCAUCUUCAGUCAGCCCUUCGUGUACUGGAAGAAAAAGUAGCAUCUUUAAAUAAUACACUAUCAGUAGAAAAAUAUGAGAAACAAAUAAAAGAACUUGAAGACGUUAUCGUAAAUAAGAUAGCAGAAAAUGAAGCAGAGGUGAACAGAAAUCUUGAAUUGACUCAAAAACUUGAAGAAACAACCAAAAAACUUACAAUAAGUGAAAAUUUUGUUGAAGAUUUAAAAAUUAGUACAGAAAAACUUCAAUUAGAGUUAAACGAGAGAACAAGAGAAAUUUUAGAAAUGAAAAAGCGUAUAGAUGAAAACGAUAGUGUUAUGGAUAAAGUUAGCACGACAAUUGAUAGUGAAGAAUUUCUUCCAGCAUUGAGUGACAUUGCUAUUUCAAGAAAUAAUAGUCAUAAUGAUUUGUUAGACGCAGAUUCUAAGUCAAUUACGGAUCAAAACCAACCAGAUUUAUUAAAGAAUAUGGUUGAAGAACAAAAAAUUGAGAUCAUAAGAUUGGAAAAAUUAUUAGAAGAAAAGACGCAUGAAUUUUCAUCAUUACAAGAGAAUAUUAAUGAGCUCCAGAUACUGAAUGAUAAAUUAAGAGACCAAUUAGCUGCUAUGCAGAGUGAAAAAACUUUAUAUGAGGGCGAAAAAACUUCGUUGCAAUUGAUAAUUAAAGAUAAAGAUGAUCAACUCCAAAAAUUGAUCAAAUUAGAAACUCAUUUAUCUUACGUUGCAGCGGAAAAGGAAGCUCAUGAAGAUACGAUAACCGAAUUGCGUAGGCAGCUCAAUGAAAAAAUUUUAGAACUUGAAGAAUUCCAGUCUCAUAAUUAUCCUGGUGAGAUAAAGAAUCUUAAUAUUUACAUAGCAGAAAUGGAAUGUUUUAUGAAAAAAAUAACAAGUGAAAAUGAUAAUUUGAAAGAAGAGAUGGAAAAAAUUUCGGCUUCAUUAACAACAAUUGAAACUGAAAAAAAAUCUUUACUUAAUGAACUUGAAACACUAAAACAACAGCUUAUAGAUUCAAAGAAUAAUGAAGAACUAACUGAAAUGCAAAAUAUCGUAAAAGCUCUUCAAGAUGAAAACAAAGAUCUGAAAAAUGAAAAAGAAGAAAUGAAUAAAUUACUGAUGAUGAAAAACACGGAAGUUAAGAAUGAGCUUCUGGCAAGUGAUUUCGAGUCCUCAAACCAGCAGAUUUCAGAUGUAGUAAGUGCUCAGGAAAUUAAACAGGCUGAUAACAAUCAAAUUUUGACAUUGAGUGAUUCCAAAUACACUUCUCGAAUUUCAGAAGUAAAACCAUUAAAUAUUCUCGAACUUUCGAAUCAUGUGGCCAAUAGUCAUGAAGAAAUUAACCAGUGUUUAAAGCAAAAUUCAACAGAACUUGAAACUAGCAGUAUUUUUGCUAAUGGCAGUUAUUUUGAUAAUAUGACAGAUAUAUCCGUAGUUCCAGGUGAUACAACUGAUUCAAUGCUACUUCAAGAUAUAACAAUAAAUCAAAGUAAUGCUAACAAUACUCUUGUAUCUGAUGUCAAAAUUGAAUUCGAAGAAACGAAAAAUCCUCUCAAUUAUACUUACGCUGAAAUAAUUAAUAAUCUAACAGAGAUUAAAGAUUAUAAAAAGUUAAAUAUACUUGUCAAUGAAUUGUAUCAAAUGAGUAAAACAUUGAGAGAGGAAAACGACAAGUUAAGAAGUAAUUUACAAUCGAAAAUCCGUGAAACUGAUGAAAUUAGUCAUGAUGUUGGUGCUUUAAAAUCUGGAAUACACGAGUUGCAGAAAACUGUUCUUUCAUUAACGAAUGAGAAUGCAGACAUGGGGAAGAGAUUAGCUGAGGAAAGAGUACAUGCUGAUGAAAUUCAGAAUAAAUUUAAAAAAUUAGAAGAAGACUUGAAAAUACAGAUAAGAAAUCUUGAGAAUGAAAAGCAAAGUCAAGAAAAUAAUAUCCUUGAAUUGAAAGAAAAGCUGGAAAAUAAAGACGUUAGGCCAUAUCUUGAUGAAGAAAAAUUAAAUAAAAUGGAAGAAAUAAUUAAAAAAUAUGAAGAAAAGUUGCGAAAUUUAACCAAAGAAAAUGAGUCUUUGUCUUCUAAUUUAAUGGAAAAAAUUGAAGAGCUAGAAAACAUCAGAUUAAGCAAAUCUCUUCAAUAUGAUCAUGAAUGUAAAUACCGUGAAAGAAUUGAUUAUUUUAUUGAGAAAAAUACCAUACUUGAACGAGAAAAUGAUGCAUUAUCACAGAACUUAAUCGAAAGGAUUGAAGAAGUAGAAAUUUUAACAAAAGCUUUGAAGAAUAAUGUUAGCGAUGAAAUACAAAAAGAGGUUGAAAAUGAGCUCGAAAAGUCCAAAACAUUAGAAAAUUCUAUGCGUGAGAAAAUGAAUACCUCGAAUACGUCUUUAAUUGGUGAUAAAAAUAUUAAAAUUAAUUCCAACUCUUCUUUAGUUCUAGAAAAGUCUCUUCAUGAUAUUAUUACUCAGUACGACGAAAAUGAAAUUCUCCAUCAAAAAAUUCGCAAGUUACAAGAUGAAAUUAAUGAAUUAAAGGCAUUGAAUUUAAAAUUGAGUAAUUUACAUCUUAAUUCCUGUAAACAGUGUAUUCAUUUAGCAGCACUUAACGAAACACGUCUGACUUUGAAACGUGAAAUUAAAUCGGUCAAUAAAAGAUUACAAAAUUAUAAAGAAAACUUUGAGCUUGAACGUGCUAAUGGCGAGAGAUUAAAAAAUAAAGCUGAUGAAGAUAUGAACGUUACUGUUAACCAAUCAUACUUUAAUAAUAGUUACUUUGAAGGAGUUGAAGAAGUCGAUGCUGAACAGCAAGUUCAGAAAAUGCAAACAGAUUUAGAGAACCUUCGAGAAAAAUGUCAGAGUCUGUCACUAACUUGCAAAGACAAAUUUAAUGAGCUUAAUGAAUGUCGUGAUAGUAAUUUAUUGGAGUCGUUUCUGACUAUGACUCCUGAAAGAGCCAAUAUUUCCAAUAAAAAUGCUAAGUUAGAAAAAAUUGAAAAAGCUCUAGAAAAAUUCAGAGACGAAUACCAGCACUUUAAUGAAAGUCUCAAUAGAAUUGAUGCGGAUCUACAAAAAAUGAAGAAUAAAAAACCUGUUUCACAAAAUGAAGUAGAUUGUUUGAAAGCAGAGAAGAAAUCAUUAGAAGAGAAACUUGAAAAUACAGAGGCUCGUUCAAAUGAAAUCCAAAAAGAAGUAGAAUCUCUUCGAGAGCAAGUAAGAACGUUAAAAGAUCAAUUAGAUCAAGUGAAUGCAGAAAACAGAGAUCUUUAUGAACUUAAAGAAGUGUUUGAAAAACAAAUUGAAAAUCAUAAAAACGAAAAUAAAAAGUACAAAGAAACCGUUAACGAAUUAACUCAAAGCUUAAUUAAAAUUAAAGAGAGUCAUGAAUCAUUGGAAGUCGAAUUAAAAAAUUUGAAAUCUCAUGAAAAAGAAGAAGUGGUUGAUUUUCAUGAAUAUAAACAAGAAAUAGCAAACCUGGAAGCUCAAGUUCAAGAACUAAAAAAUUCUCUCCAGUACUCUGAAGACACUAAGAAUAUUCUAAAAUCAGAAUUGGAUAUAAUGAAAUCAAAGUUAACUGUUGAUCCGGAAGAAGUUUCUCUAUUAACUGAAAAUCUUAAACAGUAUAAAUUAAAAGUGGAGAACUUAGAAUCAUCUGUUGAAACAUUAAAAGAGCAACUAACUCAUUAUACUAAAGAAAAUCUCGAUCUUUCUAAUGAAAUUACAAAACUCCAAAUGCAAAGUAAGGUUGACUUAAAUGAAACUGAUUAUAGAAUGGAGGUCUGUGAUGAAAGCUUCGUGGCAGAAUCAAAAAAUCCAGUUAUAGAAGAGCUUAAUGCUCUUCGUGCUAGAAUAAUGAAAGAACUUCAAUCAUUAGAAGCUAAUUUAGAUUCUUCAAAAUUAGAACAACAAUCUGUUUGUGAAGUUUUUUGUCUUUUUGUAAAAACGUUGCUGUCCAAAGAACAAGAAGUAGUUAAAACUCUUCAUCGACGUUUCGAAAAAGAAAAGAAUCAAAUUGACGAAGAAAAAAAACAGUUACUUGAUACAGAAAAACGAUUGAAUGCUUGGAUUAAAGAGUUAGAGGCUGAAAUUGAAAAAUUACAAAGUGAUUUGAGUAAAGAAGAAGCUAAAAAUUCAUUAUUGAAAGCUCAAAUAGUAACUUUAGAAAAUUCUAUAAUGGACGCUGAUCAUGAGAAACAGUUAUUAAAAAAUAAAAUGGUGACAAUGGAGAGCGACUUUAAUCUUUUACAAAAUGACUUGGAGAAAAAUUUAAAACAUAGAGAUUCUCAAUUUAUAUCACAAGAAAAAGAAAAAUUUGUUCAAGAUGCGAUUGAAAAUUUCAAAGCAGAAUACCAAAUAAAAAUGGAUCAAGCUGUUAAAGAGUAUAAACGAAAGAUAGAAGAGCUUGUAAAUACUGUUGGACAGUUAAAAACAGAAAAUAAAGAGUUGAAAAAUAACUUAGAGGGCUUGGAGGCCAAUGAACACCAAUUGAAAUCCAUCAUAGAUUUAAAGACUAGUGAAUUAAAUACAGUAAAUAGAACAAUUCAGCGAUUACAAAAAGAACUUGAGAAUCUUAAAGAAUUGUUUAAUCAAUCAAAUGAAGACAAUCAAGCUAAGAGUUGUAAGAUUGAGGAAAUUACUGGUCUUCUUAAAGUCAAGUGUGAUAAAAUGUCGGAAUACAAGACUAAAUUAGAGACUAUCAUUCCUGAGUAUGAGACAUUAAAAAUACAGACUGAAGAGAGACAAUUACGUUUAGAAAGUUACAAGACUGAAAUUGAGAAUUUAAAAGAUGAAAAUAUGAAACAAAUAUCUACUUUAAAGGAUGAAUUAAGUUCUGAACAGAUAAAGUCGGCUGGCCUAACUAAACAAUUAAAUGAUAUAACUAAUAGAAAUACAAUGAUACAGAUGGACUUGGAAGCUUUAAAAGAAAAAUGCAAAGAAUUGGAACUACAGAAUGAUAAGCUUGUUAAAAAAAUGAGAAAUAGUACAAGUAAAGUGACUGUCGAACGCAAUAUAGAAGAACUAAAAGAUGAAAAUCGAGAUCUUGCGAAGAAGCUGGAAGGUGCAAGUAAUCGAAUAACUGAAUUACAAAAAAAUAAAGCAGAUUUAUUAAAAGAAUUUGUAGAAUUACAAGGACAAUAUCAUUUAUCCUGUCAAGAUAAUAAAAAUUUAAAAAGCAUAAUAGAAAAUUACCAAAUCAAAUUCACUAGUCCUGAAGCUCUUGAUUUUCGUUCGAAAUACGAUUAUCUAGUUUUAGAAAAAAAUAAAAUUGCUCUAGAAUUAGAAGAGAAACGUUUGACGGUCAAUCAACUGAAUAAUAUAGUUCAACAAUUAACUGUCGAAAAUGAAGAACUUAAAGAAAAAAAUAAAGAUCUGGAUGAGGAAAUGGAUGACAUGGUGAAAAAAAUUCGAGAAAUGGACGAAGAAAAUGGUGAACUCCUUAAAAAAGUCUUCGAACAUGAAGAUAGAGAAAAAUUGUAUAAAAGUAAGCUUGAAAAACUUGGUGAAACUUCUAAAAACGAUAGUCCUAAUACAUCUAGUCGAUCAAAACAACAUAGAAGUGACCUUUUUAAUCAGAAUCGAAAUCUAGAUUAUAUUAACGAAACUGAAAGCAAUAGACAACCAUGUGAGUGUGAAAAUCUAAGGAAAACAAUAGUAAAUUUAGAAAGAGAUUUAGUAUUAAAAAAUGCAAAAAUAGAGUCCUUGAAAUUGGAAUUAGAGGGCAAUGCUUUUCCGUAUAAAAAAGAGUGUGUAAAACUAGAAGAGGCUUUACAGUCAUAUAAGACUAAAAACCGUCAAUUAGCAAAUCGAAUAUUAGUUCUUGAAUCAACGUCAUCAAUCUGUGAAAGAUGUAAAUCAUGGCAUACUAAUCGAUCUGAUCAAGGAGUUCAAACUGAUGAGGAGAAGAAAACUAUUUGGAUGAAUGGAGAAAGUACAAGUGGAGUAGUUCAGAAUUAUGUUAAAGACGUACAAAAAGAUUCUCUCAUCAAAAAGUUAAAAAAAGAAAAAGAAGUAUUAAAAAUACUCAGCAUAAGUCGGCUGGAGCAAAUACGUGAACUUAAAAAGAAAAUAAACGAGUUUGAACAAAUGAAUGAAUUGAAAACGCCAUCAUCAAGUGGACAUCGAUUAUUAAGAAAUCAAGACAACUCUAUGAAGGAAAACGUACCUUCCAACGUAUUAGGACAAUCUCAAUUGAUUCCACAUCGAUAUUGGCAUAAUUAACUUCGACGUCCUAUUUUUUAAUUUUGAUAUCCAAUAAUAAUAUAUUACUUCUAUAAUUAAUUUUAAGUAUAUUUUUUAAAUAUUUUUCCGAUCGUAAGUAAUUAACGAAAAUAUACUAUACAAGAGGUUUUAUAAAUGAAUGACAAUAAAAUGA